Molecule: messenger RNA, 1647 nt
Organism: Penicillium bovifimosum
Lineage: Eukaryota; Fungi; Ascomycota; Eurotiomycetes; Eurotiales; Aspergillaceae
Product: putative proline permease
Exons: 2
Coding region: 1-1647 (548 amino acids)
Biological process (GO): amino acid transmembrane transport
Cellular component (GO): membrane
Molecular function (GO): amino acid transmembrane transporter activity
Source: RefSeq, a predicted model, not a curated record
AUGGAGAAAAAAGAAUCAUCGGUCCUCUCCGUCCCGGAGGAUACCAGCUCAGGCGCUGGCGAAAUCGUUCCCUUCCCACAGACAAAACGCGGUCUGACGUCUCGACAUGUGCAAUUGAUGGCCAUCGCAGGAUCAAUUGGUACGGGACUUUUUGUUGGUAUAGGUUCAUACUUGCGGGAUGCAGGACCGCUGUCCUUGUUGCUUGGUUUCAUGGUUUGGGGAUGUCUUAUGAUUCUCCCUGUCAAUUUGUCGGUUGGAGAGAUGGCGGCAUAUCUUCCUAUCCGUGGAUCUAUCUUCGAGCUUGCUGCACGCUUUAUUGACCCGGCAUUCGGCUUUGCUAUGGGCUGGGUAUAUUUCUACGCCGGCGUAAUGCUAGUAUGUACAGAAUACGCAUCGGUCGCGACAGUCAUGCAGUACUGGGACACGGGCGUCAAUCCUGCGGUCUGGGUAGCCAUGGCGCUAGUCGUUUGCACGGCACUCAAUCUCCUCGCCGUGAAAUGGUACGGCGAAAGCGAGUUCAUUAUGGCGUCAACCAAAGUCCUCCUCCUCAUCGGUCUCGUCCUCCUCACAUUCAUCACAAUGGUCGGCGGCAACCCCAAACACGACGCCUAUGGAUUCCGCAAUUGGAAAGACGGCGUGAUGUACGAGUACUACACCGACGGCGUCACAGGCCGCUUCUUAGGCUUCUUCUCCGUCAUGGUUUACGCAGCCUUCUCCGUAGCUGGACCCGAUCUCCCAGCCCUAGCCGCAGCCGAGAUCCAGAACCCACGCGUGACCAUCCCCCGCGUGGUGCGAAUGACCUUCUGGCGUAUCGUCGGAUUCUACGUCUUCGGUGUCCUGGCCGUAGGCAUCAUCUGCAACCCACAUGACCCACGUCUCAUCUCAGCCCUCAACAGCGGCUCAGCAGGCUCAGCCGCUUCGCCUUGGGUUAUCGGAAUCGAGAAUCUAGGCAUCAGCGGCCUGCCCGAUCUGAUCAAUCUCCUGAUCCUGCUAUCGGGCUGGUCAUGUGGUAACGCCUAUCUCUACAGCUCCAGCAGAACGCUCUAUUCUCUCGCCCGUGACGGACAGGCGCCUAAGUUCCUGUUGAAGUGCACUCAAUCCGGCAUUCCCAUCUACUGUGUUACCACCGUCUCGCUUCUCUCUUGCAUCACCUUCCUCGUGGCGAGUAACUCCUCCGUCGAGGUGUUCUACUGGUUCGUCGAUUUGACCACUAUCGGUUUCGUGCUUACUUACACCGGCAUGGCCUGUGUCUUCCUUGCCUGGUACCGCGCUAUGAAGGCGCAGGGGAUCGACCGCAAGUCGUUUGUUCCCUGGGCUUCGCCGUGGCAGCCAUACAGUGCUAUAAUGGCUGUUUUCAUUGGCUGCGUUACGGCCAUCUUCAACGGGUUUUCGGUUUUCAAGCCUUUUAGUGUGCAGGGGUUUAUCACCUCGUACUUCGGUCUGGCCUUCUGGGUUGUCAUGUUUGCCUUCUGGAAGAUUUAUCAUCGCAGUUCGUUUGUGAAUGUUGCCACUGCGGACCUGUACACUGGGAAGGCAGAGGUGGAUGAGGAAUGUAAGAUUUGGGAGGAAGGUGGCUAUGAGGAACGGAGGAAGGAGGAGCUGGCUAAUAUGAGCUUUAUUAAGCGUUCGUGGGAGAGAAUGUGGUGA